UGUGCGGAGCUCCGGGACAUCCGGAUCCCGAGCUACCUACCUGCAGCCGCUGCCCACGAUCGGGCCGCCACCAUGGAGCUUCUGCUGGGCUUGGUGCUCCUGUGUGGGGUCGCGGAUUUCACCAGAGGCUUGAGUAUCACCACUCCUGAACAGACGAUUGAAAAAGCUAAGGGGGAAACAGCCUAUCUGCCCUGCAAGUUCACCCUCAGCCAGGAAGACCAGGGGCCACUGGACAUUGAAUGGCUGCUAUCUCCAUCCGAUAAUCAGCAGGUGGAUCAAGUGAUUAUUUUAUACUCUGGAGACAAAAUUUAUGAUGACUACUAUCAAGAUCUGAAAGGUCGAGUACAUUUCACAAGUAGUGAUCUCAAAUCUGGUGAUGCAUCAAUAAACAUAACAAACUUGCAACUAUCAGAUAUCGGCACCUAUCAGUGCAAAGUGAAGAAAGCUCCUGGUGUUGCAAAUAAGAAAGUUCUGCUGACUGUUCUCGUUAAGCCUUCAGGUACAAGAUGUUUUGUUGAUGGAUCAGAAGAAAUUGGAAAUGAUUUCAAGCUAAAAUGUGAACCAAAAGAAGGUUCACUUCCCUUGCGAUACGAAUGGCAAAAAUUGUCUGAUUCCCAGAAAAUGCCCACUCCAUGGCUAGCAGAAAUGACUUCACCUGUUAUAUCUGUCAAAAAUGCUACUUCUGAGUACUCUGGGACAUACAGCUGCACAGUCCAGAACAGAGUGGGCUCUGAUCAGUGUCUGCUUCGCCUUGAUGUUGUUCCUCCGACGAAUCGAGCUGGAACGAUUGCAGGAGCGGUCAUAGGAACUUUGCUUGCCCUUCUACUUAUCAGUAUUAUCAUCUUCUGCUGCCACAAAAAGCGCAGAGAAGAAAAAUAUGAAAAGGAAGUUCAUCAUGAUAUAAGGGAAGAUGUGCCCCCUCCCAAGAGCCGGACGUCCACUGCCAGAAGCUAUAUUGGAAGCAAUCAUUCAUCGCUGGGAUCUAUGUCUCCUUCUAACAUGGAAGGCUAUUCCAAGACUCCCUAUAACCAAGUACCAAGCGAAGACUUUGACCGUGCUCCUCAGAGUCCUACUCUUGCUCCUGCCAAGGUAGCUGUCCCUAAUCUAAGUCGAAUGGGAGCCAUUCCAGUGAUGAUUCCAGCACAGAGCAAGGAUGGGUCUAUCGUAUAGAGCCCCUGUACUUCUUUGUGGUUUUUGGUUUGUUUUUUUUUUUACUCUGUGUUUUUUUUAUUCUCUUGUUACAGGAUCCUAUUCACUCUAAAUUUUGUCAACAGCCUCAAAAUAUCUCGGAAAAAAGCAUUUAACAAACAGAAAUGUUCACAAAAUUUUGUUUGGUUCUAUUGGGAAAAAAAUAAGAGCAUUAUAUAGAUUGUAAAGAAAGUCACCAUCUGGGGAAAAAGAUAGAUUUUCUUAGAGGUUGAUUAUAAAGGUAUCAGAAUAUGAGUCCUGAAGUAAAAGAUGUAGCACUUUGAAUAAUAGGUGAUGCUGAAGGCAUUUUAGGAGGUCUGUCUCAUUUAUUUAUGACCCAAUGGUGUUCCCCAAAUUAGUUAAAAUUAGUUAAAAAUCUCUGGGAUAUCAACUUUGUUAUGUUUGUACUUAUUUCUGAAUAUUCUUUGAAAACUCUAAAUGUACUUGGAGUAUCUCUAAUAGUACAAGAUACUACAGUGUUUUAGAAAGGACUAGUUUUACUUCCAAAUCAUUCAUAAAAAUUUGAGACAGGGUCUUGUUAUGUAGUCCAGGGUAGCCUCUCAAUUUUCCUCAAUUUCCCAAAUGUUGGGAUUACAGCUGUGCACUAUCAUUCUUGGCUCAGAAAUGAUUUCUUAAUCAUUUAAUUAACUGAAAAGGCAAAAAGGACAUAGUAACCUGGUUUAUACAUUACAGUAAAGGAAUACCUGUCACACACAUAUCAGUGACACCUUCAGAGCAACAGUGAGGAUAGGAUCAUUAAUGCAUGGGUGGUCCGUGGCGUCCAGGCCUGUCGUGGCCUGC
Molecule: messenger RNA, 1989 nt
Organism: Dipodomys ordii (Ord's kangaroo rat)
Lineage: Eukaryota; Metazoa; Chordata; Mammalia; Rodentia; Heteromyidae
Gene: Cxadr
Product: coxsackie virus and adenovirus receptor
Exons: 7
Coding region: 73-1170 (365 amino acids)
Biological process (GO): homotypic cell-cell adhesion
Cellular component (GO): bicellular tight junction; intercalated disc; basolateral plasma membrane
Molecular function (GO): cell adhesion molecule binding
Source: RefSeq, a predicted model, not a curated record